Molecule: messenger RNA, 672 nt
Organism: Rhagoletis pomonella (apple maggot)
Lineage: Eukaryota; Metazoa; Arthropoda; Insecta; Diptera; Tephritidae
Exons: 3
Coding region: 115-672 (185 amino acids)
Source: RefSeq, a predicted model, not a curated record
UUAGCGAAAAAUAAUCUCCCGAAUUCCGCGCAAGGCAGAGUCUCGUCCAACAGACUCUGGGAGGAGCUUUCGAGGCGAUUAAAUGCGGAAGGGCCACCAGUUAAGGAUGCUAAGAUGUGGAGGAAAGCUUUCGCAGAUCAAAAGUAUCAGGCAAAAAAGAAGCUUUCUUUCAACAAGUCGUCCAAGCAGCGGACUGGUGGGGGACCCUACCAAGAAAAGGUCAUCACUGCCGCUGAAGAAAUGAUUAUUGAGGCAGCUGGCCUUGAAGUGUGUGUAGAAGGCAACAAAAGCGUACCAGCGUUCGGCAGUAUUCCGGCUACACAGGCCUCUACAAAUUCCAGCGGCAGUAAUGCGAGUAGCGACGAAGAAUCCCUCAGCUCUUUGCCUGGUCCAUCAACGGCUGUUUACACUCCCAGGGGUAGGAAAACCCCUCAAUCCAAAACUCCGCGGAAAAAAAGUGGGAGCGAUGAAAAGUUGGCGCUGCUCCAAGAAAAUGUGAAAUCCGUGUCCGACUUUCAUAGAAAUCUAGACACAAAGGUGGACAAAUUGUUGGAAACUCAAGAGAAGUUACUGCUGGUGCAAAAACGAAUGUUAGAGAUAAAAGAGGAGAAGCAUCGUAGCCAACAAGAGGCGCGCGAAAUAGACUUACAAAUUAAAAGGUUUUAUGGUUAA